CCCUCCUCCAAAGAGCGGAGGACACACAAAUGCAGCACCACGACAGCCGACAGGUGGUUGACUGUCAGGUGCAAGACAGGACGUAUGCGAAGACACACGAGAAGACAGCUCUCCCUUCUCUCUUUCGUUCCCCCAGGCCGUCACGAUGUCGUCUGAACGCCCCUCACAGCCCGCCCUCCCGCCCCCUAACGGAGGCGACCGAUCAGCCGACUAUUCCGCCAUGCUGGCGGACUUUCAAGCGAUUCUGGCGCAGCCUGUGGUGGUGCCACCACCAGUGGCAGCACCAGUGGCAGCACCCCCAUUGACACGGCCAGAACCAACAGCAGCAGCAGCAGGUCGGUCUGUCUGUCUGUCUGUCUGUCUGUCUGUAUGUCCAUUUGAAUGCAUCCAUGCGUCUGUGUGUGUUGCAGCUGAUGAGCAUGACGAGCAAGUGGCUGAGGAGGACUUGCCGGCAAUGAGCAUGACUUUCCGCCCUUCCGCUACUGCUGCUGCUGCUGCUGCUGUUGGGCGUGUGAUUGUCCGUGAUGAAGGCGAGGAAGGCCUGGACGAAGACAUAGACACAGACAUCCGCCCCUCUGAAGAUGAGCCGACGAGACCAACACCGCUCAGUCAGAUGCCGACAUCGACAUAUCAAGACGAUAAAAGGAUUGUGGCUCGACCUGUGGAGCCGAACCAGCCACAGAGACAGACCCACAAGCUCCACGAUCUUCGGAGGCCGACAGCGACUUUCGGGGAGCCUCAGGCAGGACAACAACCACCACAGCCAGGUCGGUCUCUCUCUCUCUGUCUCUGUCUCUUUGCCUGAGUUCUGUGUGUCCAUUGCCACACAUCCACCCAUCUUUUGGUCUGCUCUGCAUGCAGCACCCACACCAUCACCAGCACCAGCACGGACCAUCGAGCGUUCCUUCACCCUCUCCCCCACCUCGCCAGACAUCCCCGCACCCCUUGAAGACAAAAAGCCCCCAGCAGUCAAGCCCCGGCAAGAAAAGAGACAAAAGGCGAUAGGGAAGCGGCCCCCGCAGCCACAGCCGCCAGCUCUCUCAGACGCGAGAAGCGAGCCUAUCGCGCACACAGUGGGGCGGACUUCUUUCGUCACGAACGGCGAGCUCGCCAUGAGGGCCGGUGCCCUUGUGCGGCAGAGAGAGCCUGAGGGCGGGUAUACGUGGGAGGGCCAGGCCCGCAGCCUCUGGGUGGAGGCGUUCUCGCCUGAAGAGGCGAGACAGGAGAAGAAGAGACAAGACCUGAGAGAGUUUCCCGUGACCCUUCCGCGCAGCGUCUAUGUGGACAGCAGCGUCCGUGUGCACGGCCUUGUCAGUUGGUCAGCCGCCGCGCCUUUGUCAGAAAGCAAAGGAGGGACAACGCUCACGCUGGCCGGUACCCCGUUUCUGGAGAUCAGCACGUGCAUUUUGCCACCAAAAGGCGUCUCACCAGACGCCAGCGUCGCCCACCGUCCAAACGGGGCGUUCGGGUAUCGCACUCGUGCGGAUUGGGCCAUUACACUCGACCUUCUGGACCACCCCUGUCUGGUGUCUCCCUCCCCACCUGAGCGAUUGAGGCGCGUCAGAGGGCCGGUCGAGAGAGGGGGAGAGGUGGAGCUGUGGCUUGAGCCAGGGAAGGGGGAGAAGGACACCGGUGGGAGGCUGCUGCUGCGGCUGUCUGUGAGGAUACUCCUGGGUGGGAGGAUCGUUGUGCGUGAGGAGGUGUUGGUGCGGCUGGAGGGGGGUGGGGGGGAGGAGUUGGGGUUUGUGCCAAUGGGUGAUGGCCCAGGCAAGCUGGUGGAGUGGGUGUCGUGCUCUCUCGAGAGCCCGGCCGAUCGGCUGCCGGCUGCCCUUCUCCGGCCGAUGCAGGCCUUUCCUUUGGAGCGGCUGUUGAGUGAUGGCUGGCUCGUCAGCGAGCCAAGAGUCACAAAGAAAUACAUAGAGGUGAGGGUCACGUCAGUCACCAUGCAAAUCAGGUUUGUAUAUGCGGAUGAGAUGGCGUCUCUCUCUGUGUGUCUCUGGUGAUCAGCCGGCCUCUCCGAGCGAUGCUGAGACAUCGUCUUCUUUCUACGCCCCUCUCCCCCACGCCCUUGACUACUUCCUUAGAGCCAUGAUUCUCCAUUAUCUCGCCAUCAACGGCCCGCCCCCGCCAUCAAACUGGGCUGGAGGGGAGGAGCAGCAGAGGCGGCUGUUCCUCAAUGAGGCGCAGACCGCCUUCCUAACCUGUCUGGAGAAACUGCGGUCGUCGCGAGAGGUCACCAUGGCUGUUCCGUGUGUUUGGUAUCAUCUGGGAUUGGUCUAUAUCGACCAAGGUGACAGCAGUCGCGCGCAGCAGGCGUAUGAUCGCGCCCUGUGUUCUCUGCUGGAGGUGCGUGGGCUCACCACGGGCGGCAUAGCGAUUACAGUGCACCUCAACCGUGCGUACAUGCGCACGGCGCAUUACCUGAAGGAUGGGCAGAAAGACGACCUGAGACAGGCCUUGAGGGAGUGGGGUGAGUUCACGCGGGCGGUGAGGCAGCGCUCGCGUGAGGGGGGAGGGGAGGUGAUGGGUGUGCUGCGAGGCAGUGGGGGCGUGCUUGAUCGGGAUGAGUGGGUGGCUUACAUGCAUGCUCUCGCUGUGAGUAAGUGAGAGAGGGAAAGUGUCACUGUCAUUUGGCGCUUGGCACUUAUUGUGUGAAUGAUGGAUGGAUG
Messenger RNA from Vitrella brassicaformis, 2669 nucleotides. The record is from the annotation of a GenBank genome assembly. Lineage: Eukaryota; Vitrellaceae.